Messenger RNA from Phyllostomus hastatus (greater spear-nosed bat), 4259 nucleotides. RefSeq names its product acyl-CoA dehydrogenase family member 11 (gene ACAD11). Gene Ontology annotation, cellular component: mitochondrion. The record is from RefSeq and is a predicted model, not a curated record. Lineage: Eukaryota; Metazoa; Chordata; Mammalia; Chiroptera; Phyllostomidae. Bases 318 to 2663 code for a protein of 781 amino acids. The transcript has 20 exons. Gene Ontology annotation, molecular function: flavin adenine dinucleotide binding; oxidoreductase activity, acting on the CH-CH group of donors.
GCCUCUGCGUUCUUAUUUGCUGGUAACGACUAAUGCGGCUUCGCCGUCUUUCAAGUUGAGGUCUCCAAUUCUGACGCUGACCGGUCAUUUAAAAAUCUUAAACCACAGGAGGUCGUACGACUUUGCCCGACUAGAGCCGAAAUCACUAGAUCCUACCGGCCAGGGUUGCUCAGCAACCGUGCCUUACGUGCGUGAUUGGCUGGAGCCCUGAGCGCAAGCGGCCUUGCCCACGGCCUCGGCCCCUGGCGGUAAGAUAGCAGUUCCUCGCGCCGGAAUUAUCUGUGCAUUCAGCGUCUGUGAGACCUGCCGCAGCAAUCAUGAAGACAAGUCCUUCUGGUGAUUCAGACACCGCCGAAGUGUUGCCUCAGCAUAAGUUCAACUGCAGGUCCCUGGAGGCCUACCUCAACCAGCACUUGCCCGGCUUUGGGGCAGAGCCUGGGACCAAGCUGACCGUUGCCCAGUACAGGUCAGGAAAGUCCAAUCCAACCUUUUAUCUCCAGAAGGGUUUCCAAAAAUAUGUCCUCAGAAAGAAGCCACCUGGUUCACUUCUUCCUAAGGCACAUAAGAUUGAUAGAGAAUAUAAAGUCCAGAAAGCUUUGUUUGCGACUGGAUUCCCUGUUCCCAAGCCUUUGUUGUACUGCAGUGAUACUUCUGUCAUUGGAACAGAAUUUUAUGUGAUGGAACAUAUGCAGGGUCGAAUUUUUCGUGAUUUAACAAUUCCUGGAGUUAGCCCAGCAGAACGCUCAGCCUUAUACGUGGCCAUGAUAGAAACCUUGGCUCGCUUACAUUCUUUAAACAUACACGCACUGCAGCUGGGAGGAUACGGAGUUGGUGCUGGGUACUGCAAAAGGCAGGUAUCAACCUGGACAAAGCAAUAUGAAGCUACAGCUCACCAGGACAUCCCUGCCAUGAGCCAGCUCUCUGACUGGCUCAUGCAAAACUUGCCAGAAAAUGACAAUGAAGAAAAUUUGAUUCAUGGAGAUUUCAGACUGGAUAACAUAGUUUUCCACCCUAAAGAGUCUCGAGUUAUAGCUGUACUGGAUUGGGAGCUUUCAACCAUUGGUCAUCCUUUGUCAGACUUAGCUCAUGUCUCCCUGUUCUACUUUUGGCCAAGGACAGUUCCAAUGAUAAAUCACGGUUCUUAUUUUCAAGAAAACAUAGGAAUACCAUCAAUGGAAGAACUAAUUUUAACAUAUUGCCGCUGCAGGGAAAUUACUUGUACUCUUCCUAAUUGGAAUUUCUUUCUUGCCCUUUCAUGCUUUAAAAUGGCUGGAAUAUCACAGGGAAUAUAUAGUAGAUACCUUCUGGGGAAUAAUGCAUCUGACGAUAGCUUCCAGUUUGCCAGUAAUGUGCAGCCUCUGGCAGAAACUGGAUUGCAGCUCUCCAAAAGAUCUUUCAGAACUAUACUGCCACAGAAGGAGAAUACCCCAAAGUUGUUUGUACAGACUCGGAGAGGCCAGGAACUUCUUACUAGGGUGAGGCAUUUCAUGAAGCAGCACAUCUUUCCAGCUGAAAAGGAGGUAAUUGAGUUCUAUGUUCAAAAUGAAAAUUCAGUAGACAAGUGGAAAAAACCUUCAGUAAUUGAUAAACUCAAGGAAAUGGCCAAAGCAGAAGGUCUCUGGAACUUGUUUUUGCCUGCUGUGAGUGGUCUCAGCCAGGUGGACUAUGCCUUGAUUGCUGAAGAAACCGGAAAAUGCUUCUUUGCUCCAGCUGUCUUUAACUGCCAAGCACCAGACACAGGGAACAUGGAGUUACUCCACCUAUAUGGAAGUGAAAAGCAGAAGCAGCAGUGGCUUGAGCCUCUUCUUCAAGGGAGCAUUGCUUCCUGCUUCUGUAUGACAGAGCCCGAUGUAGCAUCCAGUGAUGCCACAAAUAUUGAAUGUAGCAUCCAACGAGAUGGAGAUAGCUAUGUAGUUAAUGGCAAGAAAUGGUGGAGCAGUGGAGCUGGGAAUCCAAAGUGCAAAAUUGCGAUCGUUUUGGGAAGGACUAAAAAUACCGCAGCAGCCAGACACAAAGAGCACAGCAUGAUUCUCGUCCCUCUCAGCACGCCUGGGGUAGAAGUGAGAAGGCCUCUGUCGGUUUUUGGCUACAUGGAUUAUUUUCAUGGAGGACAUUUUGAGAUCCAUUUUAACCAAGUGCGAGUGCCUGCCACCAAUUUAAUACUAGGUGAGGGAAGGGGAUUCGAAAUCGCCCAGGGCCGCCUUGGCCCUGGCAGGAUCCAUCACUGCAUGAGAACAGUGGGUCUGGCGGAGUGCGCUUUGCAGAUCAUGUGUGAGCGGGCAGCACAGAGGGUGGCCUUUCGGAAGAAACUGCAUUCCCACGAGGUUGUGGCUCACUGGAUUGCUGAAAGCCGCAUUGCCAUUGAAGAGAUCCGCCUGUUGACCCUGAAAGCCGCCCACAGCAUUGACACCCUCGGCAGCGCUGGCGCCAGGAAGGAGAUUGCAAUGAUUAAAGUGGCCGCCCCUCGGGCUGUCUGCAAAAUUGUUGACCGGGCCAUCCAAGUGUGUGGAGGUGCAGGUGUUUCCCAGGACUACCCUCUGGCUAACAUGUAUGCCGUAACGCGCACUCUGCGCUUAGCAGAUGGACCCGACGAAGUCCACCUCUCAGCCAUUGCCAGACUGGAGCUGGAGGACCAGGCCAGAGGCCCGAGGGCCAGGAUGUGAGGAGGCGACGCCCUGCGCCCCCGAGACGAGCGGCCGGGCUGCAGCACUGGGCUCACACAGCAGUUUGAGCACAGGGUUAACCACUCACUUUGGGGGAAGAUUUGAGCAUCUGUUUGAUCAGUGGGUUUUAAUUAAGUUACAUAAGAAAUUCUAGAGCUGCUGUCAUUCGCUCUAAUACCUAAGUGCUUAGCAUUUAGUUUUUAAACACUCAACUAGUAAAGAGAUAAUGAAGCAAAUUAGAGAGCUAAAGCAUAAAAAGCUUUUACUUUUUGAAUGUCAUGAAUUGUUCCUUAAACAUUAAAGGAAUAUUUACCCAUUACUUUGUAAAAACUAGAGUGGAGCUCCAUAACACUCGCUUGGGGCCUGGUUUAAUGCUUUGCAGUGAUGCUCGCAUCGGAGGAAGAGGCAUGAUUGAUGGGUUGUUUUACAACUCAUGCUCUUAGAAGCGUCUUCAUGACUCAGCCGGAAGCAUUUACACAUGAAAUCUGAUGCGGUUUAAAGUUCACUAGAAAAUGUGGCGUAUUAUGAGAGAGCGUAUUUGAGAAGAAUUUAAUUCCUUAGAAUAUGUUGAUGAGAGAGUGGACAAUGUAAGCAACAAGGAAGUUCUUUAACUUUGAGGUCACACACGGUCCGCCCCAGUGCUGUCUCCCAGUGACCCCACUGUGUGGAGAGCGGAUGCCCACCAGCCGCCUGUGACUCUUGGGCUUGGGGCUGGGUAGUGCAUCUGAGGAAGUGAGGGUUUUAUUUUUUUUUUAAAUGUUGAUUUAAAUUGAUUCUCAACUCAGUAACUGGAAAGCUUUUAAGUAUGCUUGGAAUAACUUGGGUAUGUGAAUUGUCUUUUUCAGAUGUCAAUUUUAUGAAAUCUAAAUACAGAGCAAGUAUUUUGAAUGAAAAUUUAGCAUUAAGAACUAGAGUGUAAAAGACACCAAAUUUUGAAGACUUAGUAUUAAAAAAAUAUUUUUAUUAACAUUUACUUUAAUGAUACAUUUAAAUAUUGAUUACAUGUUGAAAUGGUAAAAUUUGGAUACACUGAAUUAAAUAAAAUAUUUUUAAAUUAAUUUUACCUCUUGUUACCUUUUCAGUGUGGGAGCCAUUGGAAUAGUAACUGGUAAAUUUUUAAAUUUCAAAUGAAAGUAAUUUUAUUUCUAAAAACUAUAAAACUGUUUUAUUAGAAAGCUUACAUAUCACAUGAGUUUACUGAUGUCUCGAGAUUAUUUCAGUCAUCAUUUAAACAUCUUGGAGUGGGGGUGGGGGGCAGACCGUUGUCAGAGACUUGGAUUCCGCCCCCUACUGUGUCACAGGGACUUCCGAAGCAUUUGCCUUUGAGCCUUAACCUCUCGGCCCCCCAUUUCUAUUUCUGCACGUCCGAAUGAACGUUAAACCCCGAGGACCCUUCCCUGUUGAGGGUUUGUGUGACAAUCACUGAAGCCGCAGAGAUGCACCUCGGCAUCUGUGCAGCACAGUGAGGUGCUGUGGGGUAGCCUCACCGAACGGGGUAAAGCCUUAACCCAAACUAUUUCACCCUCUUGCUGGUUUCAAAAGUUGAGACCUGGAAGAAAUCAGGAUUGUUUCCGAACAAUUAGAAUUAAAGAUUAC